Messenger RNA from Ochotona curzoniae (black-lipped pika), 8593 nucleotides. It is a transcript of the gene VWF, whose product is annotated as von Willebrand factor. Gene Ontology annotation, biological process: cell-substrate adhesion; blood coagulation. The record is from RefSeq and is a predicted model, not a curated record. Gene Ontology annotation, molecular function: protein binding. The transcript is spliced from 51 exons. Lineage: Eukaryota; Metazoa; Chordata; Mammalia; Lagomorpha; Ochotonidae. Gene Ontology annotation, cellular component: extracellular matrix. The coding region runs from base 1 to 8466 and encodes 2821 amino acids.
AUGAUUCGGAUCAGACUUGCAAGGGUGCUGCUGGCCUGGACCCUCGUCUUGCCAGGGACCCUCUGCACAGAAAUGACUGGUGACCAGCCAAGGAUGGCCCGAUGCAGCUUUUUUGGAGGUGACUUCAUCAACACCUUUGAUGGAAGCCUGUAUAGCUUUGCUGGAGACUGCAGCUACCUGCUGGCAGGGGACUGCCAGGAACGCUCCUUCUCACUGCUCGGGAACUUCCAAAAUGGCCAGAGAGUGGGCCUCUCUGUGUAUCUGGGCGAGUUUUUCGACGUGCAUUUGUUUGUCAAUGGCACGGCCAUGCAGGGUGACCAAAGAGUCUCCUUGCCCUAUGCCUCCAAUGGGCUGUAUCUGGAAACUGAAGCUGGGUAUCACAAGCUGGCCAGCGAGGCAUACGGCUUUACGGCCAGAGUGGACGGCGAUGGCAACUUGGAAGUGCUACUGUCAGACAAAUACUUCAACAAGACCUGUGGGCUGUGUGGCAACUACAACAUCUUUGCUGAAGACGACUUCAGGACCCAAGAGGGGACCCUGACAUCAGACCCCUAUGACUUUGCCAACUCCUGGGCUCUGAGCAGUGGGGAACAGCGCUGCCAGCGGGCAUCCCUUCCCAGCCUCCCGUGUAACAGCUCUUUUGGGGGAAUGCAGGCCUUGUGGGAUCAAUGCCAGCUACUGAAGAGCACCUCGGCCUUUGCCCGCUGCCACCCUCUGGUGGAUCCCCAGCCUUUUGUGGCCCUGUGUGAGACGAUGGCAUGCACCUGCACCCAGGGGCCGGCCUGCUCGUGCCCUGUCCUCUUGGAGUAUGCCCGCACCUGUGCCCAGGAGGGCAUGCUGCUGCAUGGAUGGCCCCACCAAAGCACGUGCCGCCCAGUUUGCCCUGCUGGCAUGGAGUACAAGGAGUGUGUGUCGCCUUGCACCAGAACCUGCCAGAGCCUACACAUCCGGGAAGUGUGUCCGGAGCGGUGCGUGGACGGCUGCAGCUGCCCCGAGGGACAGGUCCUCGAUGGAGAACGCUGUGUGGAGCGUGCCGAGUGUCCCUGUGUGCAUUCUGGGAAACGGUAUCCUCCCGGGGCCUCCCUCACUCGCGACUGCAACACCUGCAUCUGCCGCAACAGCCAGUGGAUCUGCAGCAAUGAAGAAUGCCCAGGGGAAUGUCUGGUCACUGGCCAGUCCCACUUCAAGAGCUUCGACAACAGGUAUUUUACCUUCAGCGGCAUCUGCCAGUACCUGCUGGCCCGGGACUGCUGGGACCACUCCUUCUCCGUCAUCAUAGAGACGGUGCAGUGCGCUGAUGACCCCGAUGCCGUGUGCACCCGCUCUGUCGCCGCCCGGCUGGAUGCCCCGCUUCACGGUGGCCUGGUGAAGCUGAAGCACGGAGGUGGCGUCGCCAUGGACGGCCGGGACAUUCAGGUCCCCUUCUUACAAGGUGACCUUCGCAUUGAGCACACGGUGACGGGCUCUGUGCGCCUCAGCUACGGCGAGGACCUGCAGAUGGACUGGGAUGGCCGAGGGAGGUUGCUGCUGAAGCUGUCUCCAGUUUACGCCGGAAGGACGUGUGGCUUGUGCGGGAACUUCAACGGUGACAGGGGCGACGACUUCCUGUCCCCCGCGGGCCUGGUGGAGUCCUUGGUGGAAGACUUUGGCAACGCUUGGAAGCUGCACCCCGACUGCCCGGACCUGAGGAAGCAGCACGCGGACCCCUGCAGCCGCAACCCGCGCCAGGCCAGGUUCGCGGAGGAGGCAUGCACGCUCCUGACGUCCUCCAAGUUUGAGGCCUGCCACCCGGCCGUCAGUCCGCUGCCCUACCUGCGCAACUGCCGCUACGACGUGUGUGCCUGCCCCGAUGGCAAGGAGUGUCUGUGCGGCGCCCUGGCCAGCUACGCUGCUGCCUGCGCUCGGAGAGGCGUGCAAGUGGCGUGGCGUGAGCCCAGCUUCUGCGCCCUCAGCUGCCCAGUGGGCCAAGAGUACCAGCAGUGUGGGACGCCCUGCAACCUGACCUGCCGCUCUCUCUCCCACCCGGACGAGGAGUGCAAUGAGGGCUGCCUGGAGGGCUGCUUCUGUCCCCCGGGGCUGUACCAGGAGGAGAGCGGGCAGUGUGUGCCCAAGGCUCAGUGCCCCUGUUACUACGAUGGCGAGACCUUCCGGCCUGGAGACGUCUUCUCCGAUCUUCAUACCAUGUGCUACUGUGAGGAUGGCUUCAUGCACUGCACCUCGAGCGGAGCCCCCGGGAACCUGCUGCCCCCUGCCGCCAUCGCCCCCUCACACCGCAGCAAACGGAGCCUGUACUGCCGCCCUCCCAUGGUCAAGUUCGUGUGUCCUGCCGACAACCCACGCGCCCAGGGCCUGGAGUGUGCCAAGACGUGUCAAAAUUAUGACUUGGAGUGCAUGAGCAGCGGCUGUGUCUCAGGCUGCCUCUGUCCCCCAGGCAUGGUCCGGCAUGAGAACAAAUGUGUUGACCUGGAGAGGUGUCCCUGCUUCCACCAGGGUCGGGAGUACGCCCCUGGGGAGACGGUGAAAAUGAACUGCAACACCUGUGUCUGUCGAGACCGGAAGUGGAACUGCACGACCCGUGUGUGCGAUGCCACGUGCUCCACCAUCGGCAUGGCUCACUACCUCACUUUUGACGGGCUCAAGUACAUGUUUCCGGGGGAGUGCCAGUACGUCCUGGCGCAGGAUUACUGUGGAGGGAACUCUGGCACCUUUCGGAUCCUGGUGGGGAAUGAGGGCUGUGGCUACCCCUCAGUGGCAUGCAAGAAGCGGGUCACCAUCCUGGUGGAAGGAGCAGAGAUAGAGCUGUUUAAUGGGGAGGUGAAUGUGAAGAGUCCUCUGAAGGACGAGACACACUUUGAGGUGAUAGAGUCGGGCCGCUAUGUUCUCCUGCUGCUGGGCAGGGCCCUGAGUGUGGUAUGGGAUCGCCGCCUGGGCGUCUCCGUGGUCCUGAAAGAGACAUACCAGGAGCAAGUGUGUGGGCUGUGUGGGAAUUUUGACGGUGUCCAGAACAACGACUUUACCAGCAGUAACCUCCAAGUGGAGGAAGACCCCGUAGACUUUGGCAAUUCCUGGAAGGUGAACCCACAGUGCGCGGACACCAGGAAGGUGCUGUUGGAGUUGUCUCCUGCCACCUGCCGGGACAACGUGGUGAAGCAGACGAUGGUAGAUUCCUCCUGUAGGAUUCUUACCAGUGAUGUUUUCCAAGGCUGCAACAAACUGGUAGACCCGGAGCCGUUCCUGGAUGUUUGCAUCUACGACACCUGCUCUUGUGAGUCCAUUGGCGACUGUGUGUGCUUCUGUGACACCAUUGCUGCCUACGCCCACGUGUGUGCCCAGCAUGGGGAGGUGGUGAACUGGAGGACCGCCACCUUGUGCCCUCAGAGCUGCGAGGAGAGGAACAUCCGGGAGAGCGGGUAUGAGUGCGAGUGGCGCUACAACAGCUGUGCGCCCGCCUGCCCUGUCACGUGCCAGCACCCCGAGCCGCUGCCAUGCCCUGUGCAGUGCGUGGAGGGCUGCCACGCACACUGCCCUCCAGGGAAAAUCCUGGAUGAACUGCUGCAGACCUGCAUCGAGCCCCAGGACUGCCCCGUGUGUGAGGUGGCUGGUCGGCGUCUGGCCUCAGGAAAGACCAUCACCUUGAACCCCGGCGACCCUGCUCACUGCCAGAUUUGUCACUGUGACAGUGUCAACCUCACCUGUGAGGCCUGCCAGGAGCCGGGAGGCUUGGUGGUGCCCCCUACAGAUGUCCCAGCCAGACCCACCACUCCGUAUGUGGAAGACACCCCGGAGCCGCCGCUACACAACUUCUACUGCAGCAAACUGCUGGAUCUGGUCUUCCUGCUGGAUGGCUCCUCCCAGCUGUCGGAGGCCGAGUUUGAGGUGCUGAAGGCUUUCGUGGUGAGCAUGAUGGAGCGGCUGCACAUCUCGCAGAAGCACAUCCGUGUGGCUGUGGUGGAGUUCCACGACGGUUCCCACGCCUACAUUAGCCUCAAGGACCGCAAGCGACCCUCUGAGCUGCGCCGCAUCGCCAGCCAGGUCAAGUAUGCGGGCAGUCAGGUGGCCUCCACCAGCGAGGUCCUCAAGUACACGCUGUUCCAGAUCUUCAGCAAGGUGGACCGGCCCGAGGCCUCCCGUGUCAUCCUGCUCCUGUCCGCCAGCCAGGAGCCGCCGCGGAUGGCCCGCAACCUGAUCCGCUAUGUCCAAGGCCUGAAGAAGAAAAAAGUCACUGUGAUCCCUGUGGGCAUCGGGCCGCACGUCAGCCUCAAGCAGAUCCGCCUCAUUGAGAAUCAGGCCCUGGAGAACAAGGCCUUCGUACUCAGCGGGGUGGACGAGCUGGAGCAGCGGAGGGAUGAGAUCAUCAAUUACCUGUGUGACCUGGCUCCCGAAGCCCCCGGUGCCACUCAGCGGCCGCCCGUGGCCAAGGUCACCGCCAGUCCAGGGCAAUUGGAGACGACAGCCCUGGUGUCCAAGCGGAAGGCCAUGGUUCUGGAUGUGGUGUUUGUUUUGGAAGGAUCAGACCAAAUCGGGGAAGCCAACUUCAACAGGAGCAAGGAGUUCGUGGAGGAGGUGAUCCGGCGCAUGGAUGUGGGCCCAGGCAGCGUCCAUGUCACUGUGCUGCAGUACUCCUAUGUGGUCACCGUGGAGCACACCUUCAGCGAGACCCAGUCCAAGGCUGACCUCCUUCAGCAGGUGCGAGAAAUCCGCUACCGGGGUGGCAACACGACCAACACCGGGCUGGCGUUGCAGUACGUCUCCGAGCACAGCUUCUCCACCAGCCAGGGGGACCGGGAGCAAGCCCCCAACCUGGUCUAUAUGGUCACCGGGAAUCCUGCUUCCGACAAGAUCAAGCGGCUGCCGGGAGACAUCCAGCUGGUGCCCAUUGGAGUGGGCCCCCACGCCGACGUGCAGGAGCUGGAGAGGCUCGCCUGGCCCAAUGCCCCCAUCCUCAUCCAGGACUUUGACAGGCUCCCCCGAGAGGCCCCGGACCUGGUGCUACAGCGGCCCACCCUAGCUGCUUACUGCUGUGCCCAGCAGCCUCCAUCAGCAGCUUUGUGCUCACCUCCCCGGGGCCCUCUUGCAGACUGCAGCCAGCCCCUGGAUGUGGUCCUUCUCCUGGAUGGCUCCUCUGGCUCGCCACCUUCACACUUUAAUGAAAUGAAGAGUUUUGCCAAGGCUUUCAUCUCCAAAGCCAAUCUGGGGCCUCAUCUCACUCGUGUGUCUGUGCUGCAGUAUGGGAGCAUCACCACCAUCGACGUGCCAUGGACUGUGGCCCAGGACAAAACCAACCUGCUGAACCUUGUGGACCUCAUGCAGCGCGAGGGCGGCCCCAGCCAGAUUGGGGAUGCACUGGGCUUUGCAGUACGAUACGUCACUUCACAAGUGCAUGGAGCCAGGCCCGGAGCCUCGAAAGCGGUGGUGGUCCUUGUUACAGAUGUCUCUGUGGACUCAGUGGAUGCAGCUGCCGCCGCCGCUAGGUCCAACCGGGUGGCAGUAUUCCCCAUUGCUAUUGGGGAUCGGUAUGACGAUGCCCAGCUGAGCACCCUGGCAGGCCCCGAGGCUGGCUCCAACGUGGUGAAGCUCCAACGUGUGGAAGACCUCCCUUCCAUGGUCACCCUGGGCAAUUCCUUCUUCCACCAACUGUGCUCCGGGUUCGUUAGAGUUUGUACGGAUGAGGAUGGGAAUGAGAAGAGGCCUGGCGAUGUGUGGGAUUUAUCAGACCAGUGCCACACAGUGACAUGCCUGCCAGAUGGCCAGACCUUGCUGAGAAGUCAUCGGGUCAACUGUGACCAGGGGCUCAGACCGUCCUGCCCCAACAGCCAGUCGCCUAUUCGGGUGGAAGAGACCUGUGGCUGCCGCUGGACCUGUCCCUGUGUGUGCAUGGGCAGCUCCACACGGCACAUCGUGACGUUUGAUGGGCAGAAUUUUAAGCUGACUGGUAGCUGCUCCUAUGUCCUAUUUCAAAACAAGGAGCAGGAUCUGGAGGUGGUUCUUCGUAAUGGUGCCUGCAGCCCUGGGACACGCCCGACCUGCAUGAAAUCCAUUGAAGUGAAGCAUGGUGCCCUGGCCAUUGAGCUCCACAGCGACAUGGAGGUGACAGUGAAUGGAAAACUGGUGCCUGUCCCAUACACGGGUGGGAACGUAGAAGCCAGUGUCUAUGGUGCCAUCAUGCAUGAAGUCAGACUCAAUGAUCUUGGCCACAUCUUCACGUUCACUCCACAAAACAAUGAGUUCCAGCUGCAGCUCAGCCCCAAGACCUUUGCUGCCAAGACGUAUGGUCUGUGUGGCACUUGUGAUGAGAAUGGGGCCAAUGACUUCAUGCUGAAUGACGGGACAGUGACCACGGACCUGCCACGGCUUAUCCAGGAAUGGACAGUGCAGCAGCCAGGGCAGACGUGUCAGCCCAUUCCCGAGGAGCAGUGUCCUGUCUCUGCCAGCUCCCGCUGCCAGCUCCUCCUUUCGGCACAGUUUGCUGAGUGCCACAAGGUCCUCGAUCCGGCCACGUUCUAUGCCAUCUGCCAGCAGGACAGUUGCAACCGAGAGCAAGUGUGCGAGGUGGUUGCCUCUUACGCCCACCUCUGCCGCACCAAUGGGGUCUGUGUUAACUGGAGGACACCUGAUUUUUGUGCCAUGUCCUGUCCAUCCUCCCUGGUGUACAGCCACUGUGAACGUGGCUGCCCGAAGCACUGUGAUGGCAACGUGAGCUCCUGUGGGGAGCACCCCAUGGAAGGCUGCUUCUGCCCCCAGCGCCAGCUCAUGCUGGGAGGCACCUGUGUCCCGGAGGAGGCCUGCACUCAGUGUGUGGAUGAGGGUGGAGUUCGGCGACAGUUCCUAGAGACCUGGGUCCCUGACCACCAGCCCUGCCAGCUCUGCUCGUGUCUCAGCGGCAGGAAGGUCAACUGUACCUCACAACCCUGCCCCACUGCCAAAGCUCCCACGUGUGGCCCAUGCGAAGUGGCCCGGCUCCACCAGAGCACCCACCAAUGCUGUCCGGAGUACGAGUGUGUGUGUGACCUUAUGAAUUGUGUCCUGCCUCCGGUGCCUCCCUGUGAAGAUGGACUGAAGGUGACACUGACCAAUCCAGGCGAAUGCAGACCCAACUUCACCUGCACCUGCCGGAAGGAGGAGUGUGAAAGGAUGUCCCCACCCUCGUGUCCCCCCCACCGGACACCAGCCCUGCGGAAGACCCUGUGCUGUGAUGACUAUGAGUGUGUUUGCAACUGUGCCAACUCCACGGUGAGCUGUCCGCUCGGGUACCUGGCCUCCACCACCACCAACGACUGUGGCUGCAUCACCACCACCUGCCUCCCUGAUAAGGUGUGUGUCCACCAUGGUACCAUUUACCCUGUGGGCCAGUUCUGGGAGGAGGGCUGUGAUAUGUGCACCUGCACGGACAUGGAGGAUACAGUGAUGGGCCUGCGUGUGGCUCAGUGUGCACCAAAGCCAUGUGAAGAGAGCUGUCGGACGGGUUUCACCUACGUGCUGCAUGACGGAGAAUGCUGUGGGCGGUGUCUGCCCUCUGCCUGCGAGGUGGCAGCAGGCUCAUCGCGAGGAGACUCUCAGUCUUCCUGGAAAAGUGUGGGCUCUCGCUGGGCCUCCCCUGAGGACCCCUGCCUCAUCAAUGAGUGUGUCAGAGUGAAGGAGGAGGUGUUUGUGCAGCAGAGGAACGUCUCCUGCCCCCAGCUGGACUUCCCUACAUGCCCCGUGGGCUUCCAGCAGAGUUGUAAGACUUUGGAAUGCUGUCCCAGCUGUCGCUGUGUGCCCGUGGAGGCGUGUAUUCUCAAUGGUACCAUCAUCGCGCCCGGGAAAAGCGUGAUGAUUGAUGUGUGCACCACGUGCCGCUGCGCUGUGCAGCUAGGGCCUGUCUCCGGGUUCAAGCUGGAGUGCAGGAAGACCACAUGCGAGGCCUGCCCCCUGGGCUACAAGGAAGAAAAGAGCCAAGGUGAAUGCUGUGGGAGAUGUCUGCCUACAGGCUGCACCAUUCAGCUGCGAGGAGGACAGAUCAUGACGUUGAAGCGUGGGGAGACAUUUCAGGAUGGCUGUGACAGUCACUUCUGCAAGGUCAAUGACAGAGGAGAGUUCACCUGGGAGAAGAGGAUCACGGGCUGCCCACCUUUUGAUGAACACAGAUGUCUGGCGGAAGGAGGGAAAAUCGUGAAAAUUCCAGGAACCUGCUGUGACACAUGUGAGGAGCCUGACUGUAAGGACAUCUCUGCCAGGCUGCAGUAUGUCAAAGUGGGAGAGUGUAAGUCCCGAGAGCAGGUGGACAUCCAUUACUGCGAGGGCAAAUGUGCCAGCAAAGCUGUGUACUCCAUUGAUAUUGAAGAAGUGCAGGACCAGUGCUCCUGCUGCUCGCCAACACGGACUGAGCCAGUGCGGGUGCCUCUGUACUGCACCAAUGGCUCGCUUGUGUACCAUGACGUCCUCAAUGCCAUGCAGUGCAAGUGCUCUCCCCGGAAGUGCACCAAGUGAGACCCACCACAGGGGAUGCCUGCUGCUGCUGCCUGCCUUGUGCCCGAAUAGCCAGAGUGUUGUUAAUCUCUGUGCAUUCUGUUCUGGUGCCCUCCCCGGGCCCACAAUAAAUGUCAAGCUUCAUGUU